Penicillium chermesinum is the source of this 1260-nucleotide messenger RNA. RefSeq names its product putative nuclear envelope protein Brr6. Gene Ontology annotation, cellular component: nuclear envelope; nuclear membrane. Bases 1 to 1260 code for a protein of 419 amino acids. The transcript is spliced from 3 exons. The record is from RefSeq and is a predicted model, not a curated record. NCBI's taxonomy places the organism in Eukaryota, Fungi, Ascomycota, Eurotiomycetes, Eurotiales, Aspergillaceae. Gene Ontology annotation, biological process: nuclear envelope organization; lipid homeostasis.
AUGCAACAGCGCACGGCGGAGAGUCCUAUGGACUUUACCUGGGACAAUCGCCCCAUGGAUGCGUCGUCCCCAUUUACACACUUGCAUGGGCUGAAACAACCCUCCUCCUUCCGCGAACCGAAUAACGAACCAUUCUUUUUCUCCAACGUCGCUCAACCUAGGCCACCGGUGUUCGGGCAGCCUGGAUUCACAACUCCUCAGAAAGUCGACCUCGACUUCUCGUCCGGUCCGCCGAGUCCAGCCACGGAUAAUGACAACGAUGAUACCCCAGAGCCCCCUGCCCGCGCAGACCGACGAGAUUCCCUAUUCAACAUGUUUUCAAAGGCAACAUCAAGCCCGGGCCGUGGCGUACCUGCAAAUAGAAGGCCCAACACAAAGAAAUUCUCGCACAAAGCUGGGCAAAGAAUUGAAAAGAGGAGAAACCAACAUAUUAUCCGUACAUUAGGUCUCGACGAUCCCGAGGAAAAGAAUGCACCACUCGACAAUAUGUCUCCAAAUGCAUCACAGAUACCGCCCAGGAGCGGAGUGUCGGGCUUCCUGUCGUACUUGGAAGAACACCCUGCGCUCCCGACCAUCCUCUCUUGGUGGUUUCAGCUACUGGUCAAUUUUGUUGUCGUUGCGGGGGCUUUCUACAUCUUGUAUCUUGCGAUUUCGUCUAUCGGCGACGAAUUUGAUUUGGCCGCCAAUGACAUGACUGCGGAAAUCUUGAUCGAGAUGAAAAAGUGCAGCGACAAUUAUAACGACAAUGGGUGCCAUGAGACGGCUGUUUCCCCUGUCCUUAAAAGCUAUUGUGAAGAAUGGUCGCGGUGUCUGAAGAGAGAUCCACGGAAGAUGGCCCGGGCUAAGCUGUCUGCUCAGACCAUGGCCGGGAUCAUCAACGGCUUCGUCGACGCCAUCAGUUGGAAGACAAUCAUUGUUUUUCUCGCCACCGUCCUUGUAGUUCUGCUUGGCAGCAAUUGGUCAUUCCGCACAUUCAGGAACCGCCAAGAAGAACGACGAUAUCAGCAGUCCAACCAACAGCACUACCCACCACCCUCGCAAAUCCAGAACAGCGGUCACUAUCCGUACAACUCCCAUUAUCCCCCGCAAACACCUGAAAACGACCGGUACUACCACCCCUCUGAUACGCGGUCUUUGGUUCAAACCCAGCCAGAGCAGCGCCUGAUUGGAGAUCUCCCGCUGUCGAAGUAUGUCACUGAACGUAGCCAAGAACGUCAAAACAAGGGGGCCCUAUCAAGCUCUUCUGAUGGCUGGCUCUAA